Molecule: messenger RNA, 1367 nt
Organism: Onychostoma macrolepis
Lineage: Eukaryota; Metazoa; Chordata; Actinopteri; Cypriniformes; Cyprinidae
Gene: eif2b1
Product: eukaryotic translation initiation factor 2B, subunit 1 alpha
Exons: 9
Coding region: 297-1205 (302 amino acids)
Biological process (GO): translational initiation
Cellular component (GO): eukaryotic translation initiation factor 2B complex
Molecular function (GO): guanyl-nucleotide exchange factor activity; translation initiation factor activity
Source: RefSeq, a predicted model, not a curated record
GUCCAUCCGUCAUUAAGUAAGGAAGAAGAAGAAGAAAGUGCAAGUCCACUUGCUUACUGCAUAGCGUUGAUCAUUCAAAAUAAAUUCAUAAAACAAACAUUAUUCUGUUGACAAAGUCGCUCAUUUGAAAGGAGUUGGUAGGAUAAACCUUAUUCUGUUGGCAAAGUCACAAUAUUUCAUCGGGUUCAGUCUCAUAAAGUGUCAUGAGAGGACAUUGCAUCAGCAACGCGUUGUAAGAGAAUAUUUGCUCGUGAAUCGCAUCAUUAGUCAACAGAGACGUAUUGAGCAGUUUUAAUAUGGAAGAAGGAGAACUGGUGGAAUAUUUCCGAGCGCAGAUCAGAGAAGACCCAGAUGUGGCUUCAGCGGUGGCUGCUAUACGAUCGCUGCUUGAAUUCCUCAAGAGGGAUCAAAGUGAGACGAUCCUUGGCCUGCGAGAGAACAUGACAAAAGCCAUACAUAGACUAGAAGAGACGGAUUCAUCGGUGGCGGUAUCAUCUGGAGGAGAGCUCUUCCUGCGCUUCAUCAGCCUCACCUCACUGGAACAUCCGGAUCUCUCACAAUGUAAGAAUGUGAUGAUAGAGCGAGGUGAACUCUUCCUGAAGAAAAUAUCCCUGUCUAGGGGUAAAGUGGGUAAACUGUGCCACACCUUUAUCAAAGAUGGAGCUAAAAUCCUGACACACUCAUCGUCCCGAGUGGUUUUAAAGGUUCUGGAAAAUGCAGCAGCUGAUAACAAACGCUUCACAGUAUACGUCACUGAAUCACAGCCGGAUUCAGCAGGUAAACUUAUGGCUCAAAAAUUACGCAACCUCAAUAUACCCGUCACAGUGGUGCUUGACGCAGCAGUCGGGUACGUAAUGGAGAAGGUUGACCUGGUAAUUGUCGGUGCUGAGGGCGUUGUGGAAAGUGGAGGUGUUAUAAACAAGAUUGGAACCUAUCAGAUGGCUGUGUGCUCCAAGGCGCACAACAAACCAUUUUAUGUAGUGGCAGAAAGUUUUAAGUUUGUGCGACUCUACCCUCUUAACCAGCAAGACGUACCUGAUAGAUUCAAGUAUAAAGCAGAUAUCUUGAAAACAGUGAAAGAUCUGAACCAAGAGCACCCCAUGAUUGACUACACCCCUCCAUCCCUCAUCACAUUACUCUUUACUGACCUCGGUGUGCUGACGCCCUCUGCUGUCAGUGAUGAGCUCAUCAAACUUUACUUAUGAUGAUGAUGAUGAUGACGAUGACUGCUAUUCAUAAAGCAUUUGUAUCAUUGACACCAAUCUGUAUAAGACCACAAAUGCACCAUUAAAUGAGAGACCUUUUAUUGGGAAAGUAUGUCACAAUCCUGAAGUUAAGAUUAAAUUAUCUGUUAAAAAAUAACAGAA